This is a messenger RNA of Felis catus (domestic cat), 4886 nucleotides long. RefSeq names its product G protein regulated inducer of neurite outgrowth 1 (gene GPRIN1). The record is from RefSeq and is a predicted model, not a curated record. Gene Ontology annotation, biological process: neuron projection development. Gene Ontology annotation, cellular component: plasma membrane. NCBI's taxonomy places the organism in Eukaryota, Metazoa, Chordata, Mammalia, Carnivora, Felidae. The transcript is spliced from 2 exons. Bases 1012 to 3903 code for a protein of 963 amino acids.
GAUAUUCUGGAUAUAUUCUGAAGGGAGGUCCAUUAUGUUUUGCUGAUGGAUGGGAUGUGGGGUGUGUGAGAAAAGUCAAGGGUGACUCUAGGGCUUUUGACCCGAGCAUUAGUGAGGUGGCUUUGGGAAAGAUGUCAGGCAGAGCAGGCUUGGGGGGAACCCAGUGCCCUGCUCACUCUGGCUGCUGAUAUGUAGUGGGAUGGAGUUGCUCACAGAUCCAGCUGCCUGCCAGAUCCUCUCCCUGGAUGUCCCCCAGACACCACACGCUCAGCUUGUCUAAAACACAACUCUGUUUUCCCCCAGAUCUCCUGCCUCACACACACACACCCCCACCCUGGCCAGAAUCCUGAGGGUCGCCCCUACUGUCACCUCCUACAGCUGGCUGGCUCUUGUCAGUUUUCCCCAAGAUUGCUCAAGUCUGCCAACUCUCUAUCCCUCGGACCUUUACCGUACCAGCUCUCAUCUAGAUUAUUGCAGAGAAGGGCUGGGUGGAACGAACGAAGAAUUGGAAGGAUGAGAGAUUAAAGAAUGAUUGGCUAACCCCUCUCCUCCAGCCUCCACCCCAGAGCAGCAGUCUUUGAAAGCACACAUUUCAGACUAUGUCCCUCAACGAUAAACCAUUCACGUCUCCCCAGGGCCUACACAGACCCAAACUGGUGGGCUACAGACGUGUUUUGUUUGACCCACAUAGUGUUGUUUUUCUUUUUUAACCUUGAAUUAGGGUAUUUUACAUUAAACUUCUGGAUUUCCUGCUCCUCACUGAUACUACCAGGAUGUACUUCUCCAAAGCAGUCCUUGGCUGGUGGAGUAGUGGCCCCCACUUCAGACAGGGCAUGCACUCUCUGAACCAGAUAGCAGCCUGGGGCACAGGUAUGGUCACGAGGGCAGUUGGGCAGUGCUGAAGACCCAGCCUGGCUCCAGCUUCUUUGAAAGAACUCCAGCCCCCCAGCACCUCAGCCCACAGCCCUCUGCUGCCCACAGGAUGGGAGCCUGGGGGCUGGGAACCCAGCCAUGAGGGACUCCUGCCCCUCCCAGCAAAAGGCCAGCCCUGCACUCCUGAGGCACACCCCUACCCAAAGCCCAGGCAUGGACUCUAGACACAGCAGCCCCAUUGGGGCUGGGGAAGGGGCCUCCUGUUCUGAGGGCCCUGGCAGGAGCUUGGCCUGCCCCUCCCUGACCUGCAUCCCUCCCCAAGAGGCAGCCACCAAGGAGACAUUGGGGGCACAUGGAGCCUUGAUCUCAGGGACACAAGAAACCACCUUCUCUGGGAAGCCAGACCCUGUGUCCUCAGUGAACACUGAUCUCUCAUCCUUGGAGAAUAGAAAUCCUGUGUUUUUAGAGAAGAUGGAAUCCAAGUCUUCAAAGCAGGCAGAUUCCACUUCCAUGGGAGAGGAAGAUGCUGGGCCCUUGAGAAAGGCAGAAUCCAUGUUUAUAGCAAAAACAGAGCCUGCAGUCUUGGGAAAAGGGGAUCCUGUGGCUCCUAGAAGGAUGGACCCUGUGACCCCAAGAAAGGAGGAUCCUGGAUCCUUGGGAAAGGUAGAUCCUGUGUGUUCUGACAAGGUGGAUACAGUGUCCCCAGGGAAGGAGGGUCCUGUAUCUGCUACCAAAGUGGAUCCUGAGUUCCCAAGAAAGGAGGAGCCCAGGUAUUCAGGAAAAGAGCUUCCUGUGGCCUCAAGAGAGGUGGCUUCUGCAUCUGUGAGAAAGGCAGAUCUUGUGUCCUUGAGAAAGAAAGAUCCUGGGCCCUCAAGAAAGAUGGAUCCUGUGUCCUUGCUAAACGCAGAUGCUGCAUCUUCAGAAAAGACAGAUCCUGGGUCUUUGGGAACACUGACUCCAGGGUCAUCAGGCAAAACCGAGCCUGUCUCCCCUGGAAUAGCAGCUCUGGGGUCCUCAGGAAGGAUGGAUCCUACUCGCUUGGGGAUGACAGAUCCUGCAUCUAUGGGAAAUACAGAAAUUGUGUCUCCCACAAAAGAGGACCCUCAGUUCCUGGGGAAGGUGGACCCUGCCUCCUCAGGAAAGGAAGAUUCCAUGUCGACGAGAGUGAUAAAAACUAUGUCUGCUGGGCAGAUGGGUGGUCCUGUGUUUUCAGGAGAGAUGGAACCCACAUCUUUGAAAAAUAUGGAUCCUGUGUCUUCAGGCAGGGUGGGACCGGUUUCUUUGGGGAAGGUGGAGCCUGUGUCCUCAGGAAAGCCAGAGCCCUUGUCUCCCGGGCAGGCAGAGCCAACGUCCAUGGGAAAGACAGAGACCGUAUCAUCACAAAAGGAGGACCCAGUAUCCUCCACAAAGGUGGACCCCAUUUCUCUGGGAAAUACAAAAACAGCAUCUUCUGGAAAAGUGAACCCUGAAUCGAAAGGAAGAAUAGACCCAGUGCCCUCAGGUCCAGAGACUCCCAAAUUCGUGGGGACAGCAGGACUCUCAUCCUCUGUAAAAGGCGAGGCAGUGACUGGGGGGGAAGCAGAUCCACUGUCCUCAGAGAAGGCAGGUCCUAUGGCCUCUGGAAUGGUGGGUCCCACAGCCUCAGGGAAGGCUGAUCCCCUGGCCUUGGGCAAGGCAGACACUGUGAACAGAGGGAAGGCAGAAACUAUUCCCCCUGGGGAACUGGACUCUGUGUCUUCAGGAAAAGUGGACCCCAUGACUCUAGAAAAAACUGUCCUGGCAUCCUUGGGAAAAGCAGAAACUGUGCCAGAGGAGAAGGUGGAUCCUGUGCCUCCAGAAAAGGGGAAUCCUGUGAACUCUGUAAAGGUGGAUCCCCGGGCCUCGGGGAAGGCAGAACCCAUGGCUGAGGGCAAAGCAGAAACAAAGCCCCUUGGGCAGCAGGGCCCUGCGGAAAAAGCAGAGGCUGCAUCUCUGCAGAAGGAAAAGCCACUGGCUUUGGAGAAAGGGGAGCCAGAAUCCUCAGGAAAAGCAGACCCUAUUGCCUCUGGGAAAGUGGAGCCUGCGGUCCUGGGGAAGGCCAACGCUCCAAGCAAAGCAGAGCCCUCAUCCUCCGGGAAGUUGGGCUCCCUGCCUCUGGAGAAGGCGGAGGCCUCCUCUUCCAGGCAGUCAGAUGGCAAACCCUGCGGCCCAGGCGCUUCUCCCGCGGGUGCCGGUAGCGGCGGAGGCCUCCUGGAGCCAGCGCCAGCGCCCAGCACAGCGGUCUCCAGCCCAGGCCAGAAAGACCCGACGGUCGCCGGGACCGAGAAAAGCCCCGGCCCAGAGGCCGCAGGGCCCCCGGUGGGGCCACGGACUCGCGACAACUUCACUAAGGCGCCGUCGUGGGAGGCCAGCGCCCCGCCGCCGCGCGAGGACGCGGGCACGCAGGCGGGCGCACAGGCCUGCGUGUCGGUGGCCGUGAGCCCCAUGUCUCCGCAGGACGGCGCGGGCGGCCCGGCCUUCAGCUUCCAGGCGGCGCCUCGCGCGCCCAGCCCCGCGCCCAGGCCGCCCUCGCGCCGGGACGCGGGCCUGCAGGUGUCGCUGGGCGCCGCCGAGACGCGCUCGGUGGCCACCGGGCCCAUGACGCCGCAGGCAGCCGCGCCGCCCGCCGCGCCGCCCGCCUUCCCCGAAGUGCGGGUGCGGCCCGGCUCCGCACUGGCAGCCGCCGUGGCGCCCCAGGAGGCAGCCGAGCCCGUGCGCGACGUGAGCUGGGACGAAAAGGGCAUGACGUGGGAGGUGUACGGCGCCUCCAUGGAGGUGGAGGUGCUGGGCAUGGCCAUCCAGAAGCAUCUGGAGCGACAGAUCGAGGAGCACGGCCGCCAAGGGGCGCCCGCACCGCCGCCCGCCGCCCGUCCGGGCCCCGGCCGUGCGGGCUCCGUGCGCGCCGCACCCCCAGAGGGUCCCGCCAAGCGCCCGCCUGGCCUCUUCCGCGCGCUGCUGCAGAGUGUGCGCCGCCCGCGGUGCUGCUCCCGAGCCGGACCCACGGCCGAGUGAUCUCCUCCCCUUUCGUACGCCCGGGUUUCCAACCUUUUCAGGUUCCCUUCUUGACCCCAAGCUCCUAGAAGGGAUCCCUUAGACGGGCGGGAGGCCCACGAGGGGUGGGCAGCCUCUAGGGCCUUCUCAUCCUUUUCUUUCCAGCCUCCUCCCCCGCCAGCCACACAAAUGAACCCUCGCUACCCAGCCCCCUCGUGGUCAUGAGGCCACGAACCCAGCCCUGACACCCACCCUCCUGUCCCCUUACAGCUCUCAGCUCCACUCCCUCCGGGUCACGCUGGGUGACCUCGGGGCCCUGCUCAGCAGGCCCAGCCCUGAGAGCUGAGGCAGGCUCCUGAGAUGUCCAGAUUGGUAGGCUGAAGUCAUCAGUGGCCGCCCGGUCCCCAGAACAGGAGAGACUGUACAAAAGCUCCAAGUGUGCAAGGAUUGGUGUGUGAGAUCCCUGAGUGUGCAAGGCUCCAAAUGUGAGGCCCCUGGAAGAGCGUGAGUGUGUGUCCAUGCAGUGGGCUGGCCCCCAUGGCCCCGGGCAUGUCUUGCAUGCUGGUAGUCAUCCCCAAUUCCUGUCUCCCUCUCACCUGGCCCCAUCCCCAGCCCUAUCUCCACCCUCACUGGACACUUGUUCACAAUUCCUGACAGGGGGAAGGCAGCUGCAGGGGUGCCCCUGGGGGGGCACAGUUCUAAGAGUCUCAGAAAGGUCAGAGGCUCUCAGACAGGUCUGGGAAUCACAGACAGAAGCUCGUGGAAGGUCUUGGGUCCCAGGCAGCCUGACAGCUGGUCUUGGGUAUUGGGGGCAGGACGGAGAGCUCAUUCUACAACCCCAGUUGUCCUCUCAAGGCUGCCCUCUCCCACCCCUCGUCCCCCCUGUGCUGUGAGCCCCACGAGUCCCUUGUGAUCACUCAAUACCCGUUUCCCCCCACCCCUCCAGCCACAGUUUUUGGCUACAAACUGUCACAAUAUACAUUGGUAAUAAAAAUUUCCCCCAA